Vollenhovia emeryi is the source of this 1513-nucleotide messenger RNA. RefSeq names its product cyclin-K (gene CycK). The record is from RefSeq and is a predicted model, not a curated record. Bases 109 to 1359 code for a protein of 416 amino acids. The transcript is spliced from 7 exons. Gene Ontology annotation, cellular component: nucleus; cyclin/CDK positive transcription elongation factor complex. Gene Ontology annotation, molecular function: cyclin-dependent protein serine/threonine kinase activator activity. Gene Ontology annotation, biological process: positive regulation of DNA-templated transcription, elongation; regulation of transcription by RNA polymerase II. Lineage: Eukaryota; Metazoa; Arthropoda; Insecta; Hymenoptera; Formicidae.
UCGUGUCGGCUCAGAAACGGAGCCGGGAGCCAGAACAAGAUAAAGAAGAAGAAGAAGACAGUGCAUGUUGAGGUUAUUUAAUAGUUGCUUUUUCAAGCGGUCUUCAAUAUGCCGUGCUGGUAUUAUGAAAAAAAAGAACUUCGCAACACACCGUCCAUUCAGGAUGGCAUCGAUUACGAUACGGAAUGUAGAUAUCGAAAAGAAGGCGCUCGUUUCAUCAUAGACACUGGUACAAAAAUGGAUUUAGGUUAUAAUACGAUGGCAACGGGUGUCGUUUAUUUUCACCGAUUCUACAUGUUUCAUUCCUUCAAGAACUUCCCGCGAUAUGUAACUGCUUGCUGCUGCUUACUCUUAGCGGGCAAAGUUGAAGAGACUCCAAAGAAGUGCAAGGACAUCAUAAGGACUGCCAAAACUUUAGUGUCGGAACAAAAGUUUAUGACGUUCGGAGAAGAUCCUAAAGAAGAAGUGUUGAUUUUGGAGAGAAUUUUACUACAAACUAUUAAAUUUGAUCUACAAGUGGAACAUCCAUACAGUUAUUUACUCAAGUACGCAAAGUGUUUGAAAGGCGAUAAAAACAAGCUGCAAAAGAUGGUUCAAAUGGCUUGGACAUUCGUUAACGACAGCUUGUGUACCACUCUGUCGCUACAGUGGGAGCCAGAGAUCAUAGCCGUCGCUCUAAUGUACUUGGCGGGAAAGCUGAGUAAAUUUGAAGUGGUAGAUUGGGUUGGCAGGCAACCGAAACACUUACGCUGGUGGGACAUGUUCGUCGAAGACGUGACUAUGGAUCUUUUGGAAGAUAUUUGCCAUCAGGUCUUGGAUUUGUAUUCGCAAGCUAAUAAUGCGAAACCGCCAGACUCGCCACCCAUGAUACCACCCAGCGAAGUCUGCAGAGAACGAUCCGUCGCUGCUACUAGUGUAGAAUCCGCGUCCAACACGCCAAACGUUACACCCGGCAAGUCCUCUAAAGGCAUCGAGGCAUCCGCGACGGUUUCUGCAAACGGAUGUCCGGCUACAGACAUCGCGGAUACGAUUAAAUCGAUAGAUACCUCGACGACUCACUUUCCCACGUACUCGACCAACUUUCCGGUGUCCAACAACACCAAUUAUCCGCCAGCGUUUCCACCCACGAACGUUUCGGUUCCUCCGCCUCCUGUAAAUACAAUGAAUCAUAUUGUACCAACGAUCCAUCACAUCGGAUCGUCCGCUGCUAUUCGUCCGACGCCACCACCGUCGGCACCGGCCGCCAAUCAAACCGCUUUCCAACCAUAUUCCUACCCAACGAACGCUUCGUACUUUUCAGCGAAUAAUCCUAUUCCGCCGGCCGCACCGCCUCGCGGCUACUAUCCUUCGCAACCAUAGUGGAGAACAACGCUCGUAAUAUCUUGAUUUAAUUCAACUGUAAAUUUCGUCUGUACAUAUAUAUAUAUAUCUACGUAUGUUUUUUUCUAUACCAUACAUAUACUUGAUUUGACAGUUUCGAAAUAAAGACAAUUCGGUCUAUACUUGACUGGAA